This is a messenger RNA of Pundamilia nyererei, 4732 nucleotides long. RefSeq names its product A-kinase anchor protein 13-like. The transcript has 37 exons. Gene Ontology annotation, cellular component: membrane; actin cytoskeleton. The record is from RefSeq and is a predicted model, not a curated record. Gene Ontology annotation, molecular function: guanyl-nucleotide exchange factor activity; MAP kinase scaffold activity. NCBI's taxonomy places the organism in Eukaryota, Metazoa, Chordata, Actinopteri, Cichliformes, Cichlidae. Gene Ontology annotation, biological process: adrenergic receptor signaling pathway; positive regulation of canonical NF-kappaB signal transduction; regulation of Rho protein signal transduction. Bases 317 to 4732 code for a protein of 1471 amino acids.
UUACUCUGAGUAGGAGCACACUGAUCUGCGUUAGCUGUUCUUUCACUGUUUGUUUAAGUGGAUUUGGUUUGGAUUCCCUCUUCUCAUGUCGCUAAUUGGAUAUACUAACUGUUUUCUUCUUUUGUGAAGUUUUCUCGUUUCACCUCAAGUAAAUCAGCUGCCUGUAACUGCACAAAGUUCCAGUUGGACCUUUUUCCUUCGUACUCCUCCCUCGGCUGUUUCCAUCAUUGCUGCUGUGACAGAUUUGCAGUCGGGACAGACAGUGGAGAGCGGGGCGAUAGCUGAGCUUUUGCCUGCAGUAUGUUUCGCUGUCAGCAUGUGUGUGAGACCUGGAUUGUUAGCAGCUGAGGGUGAAACUGGCAGCAUGUAUGAGAGGCACAGGCGAAGGUACAGCUUCUGUGCCAAAGGAGAGCCCACUGUGGAUGUGCUGUUGAUUAAGAUCCAGAGAGAAAGCCAUGUGCUCUGUCCUGUACAGCCCAAUCUUGAACACAACGCAAUAACACCAUGUACAGAUAUUCACACAGACCGAGGAACGUGUGUGUCACUGUGUUUGGUGCAGGGAGAGUCGGCGGUGGAAGAUGGCCUGAACGUCACUCCUGAGCUGGAUGAUGGUCUAAUUCACAAGCCUGAGGCUCCUCAGACUGGUGUUGGGCACAUGGACAGCCAGGCCUGUGGCGCCCACUCCUCCACUAGUAAUGCACUGAUGCAAGAAGCUGUCAGUCCCAGCAAAGCAGCGUUGCCAGUGGACACAUCUGGCGCUGUGUCCCCUCAGAGCUCCACACUGUCCUGGAUGUCAAAAACGGAGGACAGAGGAGGAGGAGGAGAAAGAGGAGGAGAGGUAGAGGGAGGAGGCGAUGAAGAAGAGAAAAAAGACCAGCUUCCAGAAACUCCAGUGUUAUCAGCCGUCUUGCGCACAUCCAGUCGCUCCUUGUCUCCGUUGCGUCGCCAUAGCUGGGAGCCGGGCAGGAUCAACACAGCCACACACAUGGAGCUCUCACAGAGCAGUCCGCCUGCCCCUUCCUUCAGCUCACUGAAGACCGUUUCAGGAGAGGUGAAACAAGCCAAGACCCCUCUCCACAGAAGAAGUAUGAGCUGGUGUCCAUCCAACCUGGUUUUUCCUGAUCAGGAGCAAAUAGACAGCAGAAGCCACAGUCUAGAAAGUCUAGAAGUGGGCACAGAAGUGGUGCAGGACCAGACACAGUGUGCCAGCAUCAGUGAUCAGGAGGUGGUGGCUGCAGGCAGGAGUUCACAGGUGGAGAGCCUGGACAGGGGGUCUCUGGCCUCCCUAACCGAGGAGGAGCAGGAAGGAGACAGCAGCAGCAUUGAUAGCCAGACAUCAUUGAUUGUCAGCUGUCCUGCCAUCUUUCAUCAUCCAACUCUCACCAAAUCCAUCUCCAUGGUCACCGUCACUCAGCGGGACGUACAGGGUGUGAACUCAUUCUGCAGUCACUCUGGGUCACUGGCAUCCAGUAUUUCAGAGGAUGAGCCAGGUCCCCUGCAGAGCGAAACUGAGGGAAAAGGAGGGCCUAAAAUUGGUCGGAGAUUCAGCUACCUCCGCAACAAGAUGAGCAAGAAAGUCAAGGACAAGGAGAGGAGGGGGGAGGGUAAGCAAGAGAGCAAAGCACGAGAAAAGGCCCCCCUGUGCCCCCCCGGCUCCACGCUGUGUCAGCACAGCGGCAGACUCCUGUGCAAUAAGGAAACGUUCUCCUGCAACAACUGUGGGGUCCUCGUCAGUGACAGAUCCACGGAGAGCCCGUCUGUCUGUGCAAAGAACAGAAUAAAGCAAGCGGCGGUGCCAGAAGGCGUUCCUGGGUCGUCUGUUAACACGAGGAGUAAAACUACAUCUUCUACAUCAUCGCUGUCAUCAAGGUCCUCAUCGUCACGUUGGUCAACAGUAACAAUGCCCAACGACCACCUUCCUAUGCUGUCUCCGAGAAGAAACCGCAGAACCUUCAGCCCUCACAGCAACCUGGCUAAGAGCAUCUCCAUUAGCAACAUACCAUCGUUAGACGAUGCUGCACUCAAGCGCCUCAAAGUGCUGUCCCAGUCCACCGACUCUCUCCAUCAGGGGAGCAAAGUCAACGCUUCAACUGAGUCUCUCACUGAUGAAGGUACUGAGAUCACUGAGACCCAGCUGAUGGAGUUUGAAAAUGACAUUAAAGAUCUGGCAGCUGAUUCUUGGAGCGGCAUGGUGGAUAAGAAGUUCUUGAAGUCCCUGAAGAAAGAUGAAGUGAAGAGACAAGAUGUCAUUUAUGAGCUGUACCAGACGGAGGUUCACCAUGUGAGGACUCUGAAGAUUAUGUCGGAAGUGUAUCACAAAGGCCUUCAGAAGGAGCUGCAGCUUGAUCUUCAAACUCUGAACAAGAUUUUCCCUGUUUUGGACGAUCUCUUGGAGUUCCACACAGAAUUCCUCUCAUUGCUCCUGGAGAGAAAAAGAAAUGCAUCAACUGAGAGACAGAAAAGCAACAACUUCCUCAUCUGCAGCAUUGGAGACAUCUUAGUUAAACAGUUUUCAGGCUGCAGCUCUGUCCGCAUGACAAAAGUUUAUGGGAAGUUUUGCAGUCGCCACAACGAAGCCGUCAGUCUGUACAAAGAACUGCACGCCAAAGAUAAACGCUUCCAGGCUUUCGUCAAGAGAACAAUGAGCAGCAGUGUUGUGCGGCGGCUCAGCAUCCCAGAGUGCAUUUUGUUGGUGACUCAGAGGAUCACCAAAUAUCCUGUUCUGAUCCAGAGGAUCCUUCAGCACACCAAAGAGUCAGAUAAGGAGCACGGCUUGGUUUCUGACGCGCUGCGCCUUGUGAAGGAGCUGAUUACGGCUGUGGAUAAUAAAGUCAACCAGCAGGAGAAGAAACAGCGCCUGAAGGAGGUGUACAGUCGCACUGACAGUAAGUCCAUCAUGAGGAUGAAGAGUGGUCAGAUGUUCGCUAAAGAGGACCUGAUCAGAGGGAGGAAGCUGCUGCACGAUGGAGCGCUGCAGCUGAAAAACUCUGCAGGAAGACUCAAAGAAGUCCACGCCAUGCUCCUGACAGAUGUGCUGGUGUUUCUUCAGGAAAAAGACCAGAAAUAUGUAUUUGCCUCAUUGGACCAGCGCUCCACGGUCAUCUCCUUACACAAACUCAUUGUAAGAGAAGUGGCAAAUGAGGAGCGAGGUCUGUUUCUGAUCACAGCUGGCACAGAAAAGCCAGAAAUGGUGGAGGUGUUGGCCAGCAGCAAGGAGGAGCGCAACACAUGGAUGGCCAUUAUACAGGACGCUAUGCAGUGCAUGGAGAAAGAUAAGGAUGAGGGACUCCCAAGUGAGACGGAAGAAGACCGGAGACACCAGGAGAACAGAGCAAAGGAGAUCCGCGAGCUUCUGCAGAGGAAGGAUGAGCAGAUUAUCAGUCUAUUGGAGGAGAAGAUACACAUCUUUAGAGAGCUGGGUAACUGCAGUCUGUCUCCAGAGGAUGCUAACACAUCGGUCAUGGAGCGGAUGUUGUUCAGAGCCACACCUGAUAACGUCACCAAAGGAGAGCCGGUCAUAAAUGAUGCUGUGAGAGAAGUGGAGGCCCUGCAUGCUUUGGUCAGCGGAGGUUUUGGUGCAGAGGCCUGCGGUCCAGGCGGCCUGACAGGGGGCGCCGUGGGACCAGUCUGCCUGCCCAGACGAGCGGAGACGUUUGGAGGCUUCGACAGUCAUCAGAUGAACAGCAGCAAGAAUGGAGAAAAGGAAGAGGGCGAGGAGUCAGUGGACCUCCGCAGGACUGAGUCCGACAGCGUGCUGAAGAAGGGAGCCACUGCCAGCCUGCAGACCCUGCUAAAGAGAAACAAUGAACAGCUCCAGCGCAGUGUGACACGUCUCCAUGAGCUGCUCAUUUCCCUGCAGGCUGUGGUCAUCCAGCAGGACUCAUUUAUUGAGGACCAGAGGCAAGCCCUGAGCAGCCAACUCAGCACCACCUCCUCCAGACAGUCCAUCUCUUCCUCCUCCUCCUGCUCCUCGCUCUCAUCCUCAACUAGCUCGCGCCCCUCCUCCCUCAUUGAGCAGGAGAAGCACAGGAGUUUGGAGAGGCAGCGGCAGGAGGUGGCCAGCCUGCAGAAACAGCAGGCUGCACAUCAGGAAGAAAAGAGGAAACGAGACAGAGAGUGGGAGCUGAAAGAGAGAGCUCUGGCAGAUCGGGAGGAGAGGCUGGGGGAGGAAGAGGAGCAGACGAGGCGGAAAUGUCGGGAGCUGACAGAAGAGAUGCAGAUGUUACAGAGGAGCAAAGAAGAGUACCAGAGAGACGUGGAGUGGCUGAGGGAGGCGCAGAGGAGGCUGGAGAGAGACGAGGAGGCUCUGAGGAGAGACAAUCAGAAGGUGGACGCAAAUAGAGAGCAGUUGGAGGAGCUUCAGAGGUACCAGCGCACUCCCUCCACAAACUCAGACGACUCCUUAAGGUUCCACAGCACCGGGUCCCUGGAUCUGGAUUUAAAAGAAAUAGCAGAACAAGCCAAAGAGGUGGAGCUCUCAUCCUCCGCCCCAACCAAAGAACCUUUCCUCCGCAUUGGAUCCAAGAGGAUGAGCAAAAACUUCAACCCCUUCUCCUCUAAGGCUCAGGGAGCAGAGAAGGAGUCCCAGCUCCCCUCCAGACUACUUCAACUGACCAAAUCCAAAGAGAAGAAGGAGAAAAAGAAGAAAGGAAAAGGAGGGAAGGACGCGCAGGCAGAAAACAAAGGUGCAGUGAUGUUGGAUUCUCCAAACGACAGUGACUUCUUCAUCUGA